AUGGCUCUAGCAAGGUCAAGAACCUUAUACGAGGCUUUUCAGAAUAGAAGCGAAGAGCAUCUUCGUCUAUCAAGAUCAGUAAAGGAAGGAAGAGUUAUUUCUGAGUACACCAUCUACUUGGCGUGCGCAAUAAUUUGGUUAAUAACCAGUUCUUGGUUGCAAAAAGAUGUACGUGUGUGUCGAACCAGGAUUGCAACUGAAAAUCAGAAGUUUCAUGGAAACAUAUGUUCAAGUUAUGGAACUACCAUACAAGUGCGAUACGUUUAUGAUCAAAAGCCAGGCUUUCACAAGCUAGGGUAG
Messenger RNA from Cylicocyclus nassatus, 300 nucleotides. Lineage: Eukaryota; Metazoa; Nematoda; Chromadorea; Rhabditida; Strongylidae. The record is from the annotation of a GenBank genome assembly.